Messenger RNA from Thermochaetoides thermophila DSM 1495, 801 nucleotides. RefSeq lists its product as uncharacterized. NCBI's taxonomy places the organism in Eukaryota, Fungi, Ascomycota, Sordariomycetes, Sordariales, Chaetomiaceae. Gene Ontology annotation, cellular component: ESCRT II complex. The record is from RefSeq and is a predicted model, not a curated record. Bases 1 to 801 code for a protein of 266 amino acids. Gene Ontology annotation, biological process: protein transport to vacuole involved in ubiquitin-dependent protein catabolic process via the multivesicular body sorting pathway. The transcript is spliced from 2 exons.
AUGUCCCGCCGCGGCGUCGGCCUUGCCGCCUUCGACCGCUCGCGCAUAACCUCAGCGCAGUUCGCGAGCCACGGCUCCUCCCUGCGCUCAGCCAACGCAGCCGCUUUACAAACCCAACUCGAGGUGUUCCGGUCCCUCUUGCAACAAUUUGCCCAACAACAUGGUCGCGAGAUCCGCUCGAACCCAACGUUUCGCGCCCAGUUCGCGCGCAUGUGCGCUGCGAUUGGGGUCGAUCCGCUCGCAAGCAGCGGUACUGGCUCAGGGAGUGGUGCUGGGGGUGGGAGUUUAGGGGGUUCUGUGUGGUCGCAGUUGUUGGGGAGGACGGUGAAUGAUUUUUAUUUUGAGCUUGCGGUCAGGGUGGUGGAGGUGUGCAGCGAGACCAGGAAUGAGAAUGGCGGGUUGAUUGAGCUGAGAAAGGUGCAGGAGAGGAUAAUGAAGGGACGUCCGGAGGGGGCGGGGGAGAUUACGGAAGAUGACAUCCUCCGCGCAGUCGGCACUCUAAAGCCCCUUGGUUCAGCCUACUCCAUCAUCAAAGUCGGCAGCAAGUCUUACAUCCGGUCUAUCCCCAAGGAGCUCAACACAGACCAGAGCGCGGUGCUAGAAGCGGUGCAAGUGCUGGGGUACGUGAGCGUGUCGAUGCUGAUGGUCAACCUGCACUGGACUCGGGCACGCGCACAGACGGCGCUCGAAGAUCUGGAGGGCGAAGGCAUACUGUGGGUGGACAAGCAGGCCGAGGAAGAGUGGGAAUACUGGAGCCCGAGUUUCAUCCUGGAGAAUCCGGAUUUUGCUGUCGGCGGAUGA